Messenger RNA from Brachypodium distachyon (stiff brome), 2960 nucleotides. RefSeq names its product glycosyltransferase family protein 64 protein C5. The transcript is spliced from 4 exons. Bases 336 to 2573 code for a protein of 745 amino acids. NCBI's taxonomy places the organism in Eukaryota, Viridiplantae, Streptophyta, Magnoliopsida, Poales, Poaceae. Gene Ontology annotation, cellular component: membrane. The record is from RefSeq and is a predicted model, not a curated record. Gene Ontology annotation, molecular function: glycosyltransferase activity.
CGCUCUCUCUUCCAGCUUCACCUUCCCCCGCAAGACAGACAAGACAGCUUAGCCCUGAGCUCAGAGACAGCGAAGCGAAGCAGCCGCGCCGGCUUAAUCCUCGCGCCCCACUAAUACUCUCUCUACUCUUCUUUAACCCCCCCUCUCGCCCGGAGACACAGAAGCCCGCCUCGCCUGCUUCCCAUUCCGCGCCGCGCUUUAAUCGAUUAAUUAAAUCCGCCUCCGGGGCCGCGGGCGGGCGAGGAGGAUCCAGCUCCGGAGCGGAGCGGAGCCGGGCCAGCGAGGCGCGGGGGAUCGGGAUCGGGGCGGUCCAUGCCGGCGGCGGGCGGCGGGGCAUGGCCGGGCGGCGACCGAUGACGAGACCGGCCGGCAUGCGCGGUGGCGGCGGGGAGGUGGCGCGGCUCGCUCGGGCCUCCCCCGCUGCCUCGUUCCUGCUCGCGGCGGCCGCGGCGGGGGCGCUCGUCGGAGGGGUCUACUUCUGGCUCGUGGUCGCGUCCUUCCGCCUCCCGGACUCUGGCACCCUCGGGUGCCGCCCCGACGGCGAAGGGUCAUGGUCGAUCGGGAUUUACUACGGGAAGAGCCCCUUCGAGCUCCGGCCCAUCGAGCUGGAAGGGAGGAGCAACGCGAGCGGCUCCGCGUGGCCGGUGGCGAACCCGGUGCUCACCUGCGCGUCCACCACGGAGGCCGGGUACCCCAGCAACUUCGUCGCCGACCCCUUCCUCUACGUGCAGGGGGACACACUGUUUCUUUUCUUUGAAACGAAAACAACAACCUCAAUGCAAGGUGAUAUUGGUGUCGCAAGAAGCUUCGAUCAAGGUGCAACAUGGGAGUUUCUUGGUAUUGCUCUAGAUGAGACAUGGCACCUGUCCUACCCUUUUGUGUUUAAAUAUGAAAAUGAGAUUUAUAUGAUGCCAGAGGGGAACAAAAAGAAGGAGCUUCGACUCUACCGUGCUACUAAAUUUCCUCUCGAAUGGACAUUGGAGAAGGUGCUCAUCAGUAAACCACUUAUUGAUGCUGCAAUAAUCCAGUAUGAGGGACUGUGGUGGCUUUUUGCCUCAGAUUUUACACGGCAUGGAACUGAAAAGAAUGCAGAGCUCGAAAUUUGGUACAGUAGCUCUCCUCUUGGUCCUUGGAAUGAGCACAAGCAAAACCCUAUUUACAAAUAUGACAAAAGUCUGGGAGCUCGAAAUGGUGGAAGACUCUUCAUCUUUGAAGGAUCCUUGUAUCGUCCAGGUCAGGACUGCAGUGGAACCUAUGGGCGGAGGGUUAAGUUGUACAAAAUUGAAAAGCUAAGCAAGGAAGAAUACAAAGAGGUCCCAGUAAAACUUGGGAUUGAAGAGCCAAAGAAAGGGAGGAAUACUUGGAAUGGCAUGAGGUACCAUCACAUAGAUGCACAGCAACUUGAAUCUGGUGGAUGGAUAGCUGUAAUGGAUGGUGAUCGUGUACCUUCAGGUGAUUCAACACGACGAUCUCUCGCUGGUUACCUAGGCUUUUUGUUAACCAUUGUUCUGGUCAUUUUUGUGGGUUUUGUGAAAGGUGCAAUCAAUUGCUACAUUCCUCCUAGUUUCUGGUCUCCCCCAACCAGGAGAAAUGAAUUAUCUCGUAUCUUGCCCGUGCACCGCUUCAACCAGAAAAUCCGCAGAUAUUCUACCAGUUUUGGCAGAUAUUUCUCUGCUACCAAAGCAAGGCUCAAUGAAAAAACAUGGUCCAACAAGCUAUUCUUUUGCGUGAUUGCUCUAUUAGGAAUUGUGAAUGUCUGCAUCGCUGUGCAUUUCUUAUCUGGUGGUAAUGGUGCUGAAGAGUCAUAUACAUAUCAAGGGCAACACUCUCAAUUCACGAUGGUCACGAUGACAUAUGAGGCUCGACUCUGGAAUUUGAAACUAUUUGUGGAGCACUAUUCCAGAUGUGAGUCAGUCAGAGAGAUAGUUGUUGUCUGGAACAAAGGCAACCAUCCAAGCAGUGAUGCCUUUGAUUCCACAGUGCCUGUCAGAAUACGAGUCGAAGAGAUCAACUCUCUUAACAACAGAUUCAGAGUUGACCCUUUGAUAAAGACCAAGGCUGUCCUUGAACUGGAUGAUGAUAUCAUGAUGACGUGCAGCGACAUAGAGAAAGGAUUCAGGGUCUGGAGAGAACACCCCGAGCGGAUGGUCGGCUUUUACCCACGGAUGAUAGACAGCAACCCUCCGCAGUACAGGAAUGAGCGGUACGCCAGGGGCAAGAAGGGCUACAAUCUGAUCCUCACAGGUGCUGCUUUCAUGGACAGUGAGUUUGCAUUCAAGAAGUACUGGAGCGAGGAAGCCAGAGAAGGGAGAGACUUUGUGCACAAGAACUUCAACUGUGAGGACUUGCUCAUGAAUUUCCUGUAUGCAAACGCGAGCUCCGGGAGGACUGUGGAGUAUGUGCACCCGGCAUGGGCCAUUGACACCUCCAAGCUCUCUUCCGUUGCAAUCAGCCGCGACACGCAGAAGCACUACGACGUCAGAACGAGUUGCCUGGCCAAGUUUGCCUCCAUAUACGGCCCUCUCCCUCAGAAAUGGGAGUUUGGCAGGCGAGAAGAUGGCUGGGACAAAUAGUCUCUGGAGAUAAGGAAAUAGCACACAAUCCAACACAUGCAAAUUUUAGAACUUUUUUUUUGCUCCCAUGGGAAGUUUUGUAGCAUGGGAAAACUGUUAUAACCUUCUUGGUAGGAGUGUCGUGUCUGGUGGUGUGCGUGUGUUAGAUUUGGCUAGGAGCCUAGAAUUUGCUGGCGCUGUAGAUCAAGAUCUGUCCAAGGGUGUCUGGUUGUCCAAAAGCUUGUGAGAACUGAGAAUCAGGUUUCAGAUAGGCCAAUUGCAAUGCACUAAAAGAUUUCACCUUGGCCUGUUUUUACAUCUAGGCACUUCGCAGUGGAUUUAAUUGUAAAUGGUGCGAUUCGUUUAUGUACGAGUACAAUACUACCACAGUACAGUGAAUUCAUGCAA